UCAGGAGCAUGUCGAUAAAAUAUAUCUGUAUUCUAGCUUUCAUCAGUGUUCUGGAGACUCAAAUUGAAUCUAGGGUUGAUAUUCAAAAUGAAAAAAAUAUUAUAUCAUUACGAUCAUUAGAUAAUCAUAAAAGAAUAAACAUGAAAUUACCGAAAGAACAUAAAACAGCCAUUCACGUUGAUGAACUCCAUAAAAAACCUGCUAAAUACAAUCCAUCACAAUUAAGACCAAAUCAUCACAAACAAUUGCUAGAAUUACCACCUUUUUUCAAAGACAUAACAUAUGAAAGACAACUUAAAAAGCCGUCCAAAGUAUAUCCAGUUUAUUCUGAUUAUCAAAAAGAUGAGAAAAAAGGUUACAAAAAAUCUGGUUCAUCAGCAGUUAACAUGAAAUUGCCGAAAAAUGGUAUAAAAAAUUCUAAAAUUUCUAAAAAAAUUCCAAAUCGAAGUAAAAAAGCGAAAGCAAAAAAAAUACAUCAAAAAUUUGAGAAAGAAUCGCCGAAAGAUCAUAAGCAUUUGUUAAAACAAGAUAAAAAUGUAUCAAAAAUAACCAACACUCCAUCAAUUUAUCUUAAACCUCCUGAAAUUGGACAAAAGAGUUUCUAUAAUGCUCAUAGACGUCGAACAUCUUCAAAAAGAUUUAAAAAACCGAGUCAUUCUGUAACUGAUUACAUAAAAGGAGAAGAAAAUAGACAAGAAAAGCAACAACAUUACGUUAGAGAUCAUGAACCGAUACAUCAAAAGCGGGAUGAAUCUAAUGAGAAAAAUAAAAGUAGUAAUGAUAGUUCACAGGAAGAGUUGAGUCAGGAAAUAAAUGAAUCUUUAGAUAAUGGAAAUAGGGUUGAUUUCCAUAUUCAUGGUCAAGAUGGACCAGAAUCGUAUGUGUUUGGUUUUGAUACUGGUGAUGGCGAAAACAGACAAUUUCGUUGGGAACAGAGGCACGUCAAUGGAACAGUAACAGGACAGUACGGUUACUAUGAUCCUAGAGGUAAAUUUAAAAAGAUUUUCUAUAGAUCGGAUCCACAUUUAGGAUAUCAACAAAAUGAAUUAAAUGAUAAUCAUGAUGCCCAAAAUUUGAUUGAAAAUGAAGGCAAAUAGUAUGGAUUUAAAAAAAAGUACUGUUUAUAGUUUUUUUGUUUUUUAUUUAAAAACUAUGUUACGUUAUUUUUGUGCUAUACUAAUAUUAAGUUUUUAUCUGUUCAUUGUUUAUUAAAUAACAAUAAAAUUCAUACAUACAAAAGAUUGAAAAGAAAUCACAAAAUUACAUAUAAAUAUUUUCCAU
This is a messenger RNA of Chelonus insularis, 1281 nucleotides long. RefSeq lists its product as uncharacterized. The coding region runs from base 9 to 1097 and encodes 362 amino acids. The record is from RefSeq and is a predicted model, not a curated record. The transcript has 3 exons. NCBI's taxonomy places the organism in Eukaryota, Metazoa, Arthropoda, Insecta, Hymenoptera, Braconidae.